AUGCCUAAAGCCAGUCAAACACCCUCUAAAGCUAAAUCAUCAACCAAGGAUGAAGCAAAAACCAAAAUCUUGAAGCCUAAAUCGAAGAAAAAUGCCCAGUCGUCAAGAGAACCCACACCCACACCUGCUCCUUCUCCUUCGAUAUCCUCCACUAUACCUACAUCAGCAUCCCUUAUUCAUACUAUUCCCAUUAUUCCCACCUCCACUGUAUGCUCUCCUCCAAAAACAACUACCUAUUCACCUGAGCUUCCUGCAAAAAAUAGCUUUAAGUCAACAAAGGUCAAAGCUACUCCAAGAAAAUUUGUCAAGAAAGUGCCUGAGGCUGCUACGCAGGGUAACAUUGUAGCCAAGGAAUCUGUGAUUCAGGGGGAAUCAGUGUCAGUCACUACUGAUCAGGUACCACAUCUUACUUCCAAGUUAGGUAUUUUGGUGUCUGCUAUAGAUGUUGCACCCCUAGAUACUCUCCCACCAACGAGUGAGAAUCCAUCAGUGGAGAAAUUCCCUGUAGAAAAAGGUGUAGGGGAUUUGGGAAAGGAGAUAGAUCCAACAGCUGUGGAGCCUGUAGUUGAGGAGGAAGGACGUAAAGAACCGAUGCAAAAUAAGGCUUCUAAUAGCCUUGAUUUUAGUUGGACUGAGGAUGAAGAAGAUAAUGAAGCUGAAAAAGAAGAAGAAGUUGUGAACAGCCAUGAGGAACAUGAGGCUCAAAACAUAGCCAAUGAAGAAGAAAAAAGUGAGAAUGAGGGAGUAUCUGGAGAUGAGAAGGAGAUUCAUACAGAGGAUAAGACAGAAAAGGUAAGUGAAAGUGAAGGAGGUGAUGACGAGAGUGAGGAAAAAAAGGGGAACGUGAGUGAGGAAUCUGAAGGUUCCAUGACAAUUGGAAACACUGUCAUAGCCCCUUCAGAAGAAAUUAGUGAAGAGACAAGGGCUCAAAAACCUGGGUCUCUGUUAACUCCUUUCACUGGAGAUGAAGAAGUUAGUAGUGAUGAGGAUGAUAUGUCACUAUUUGAGGUAGGGAAUAGGUCCAGGAAGACCACUGUGUAA
Messenger RNA from Nicotiana attenuata, 1041 nucleotides. Its product is annotated as neurofilament heavy polypeptide-like. The transcript has 2 exons. The record is from RefSeq and is a predicted model, not a curated record. Bases 1 to 1041 code for a protein of 346 amino acids. NCBI's taxonomy places the organism in Eukaryota, Viridiplantae, Streptophyta, Magnoliopsida, Solanales, Solanaceae.